Molecule: messenger RNA, 407 nt
Organism: Perkinsus marinus ATCC 50983
Lineage: Eukaryota; Perkinsozoa; Perkinsida; Perkinsidae
Product: 40S ribosomal protein S25, putative
Exons: 3
Coding region: 25-351 (108 amino acids)
Cellular component (GO): cytosolic small ribosomal subunit
Molecular function (GO): structural constituent of ribosome
Source: RefSeq, a predicted model, not a curated record
CGCGAGCAGGUCUGUUUCGUCAGCAUGGGACCUAAGAUUCAAAAGUCAAAGGAGGCCAAGGCUAAGGCCGCUAUGGCCGGUGGCAAGGGUAAGAAGAAGAAGUGGUCUAAGGGAAAGGUCCAGGAGAAGCUCAAUAAUGCUGUCUGCUGGGAUAAGGCUACCGUUGCUAAGCUCCAGAAGGAGAUCCCCAAGGCCAAGUUGAUCACCCCCGCUAUCGUGUCUGAGCGUAUCAAGGUCAAUGGUUCUUUGGCUCGUCAAGCUCUCCGUAUGCUCGAGACUACCGGUCAGAUCCAGAGGGUUGGCGUGCCUCACUCUCGUGCUCUCAUCUACACCAGGAAGAUCACCGCUUAAUCAAGCUUGAAUUCUCCGGGUGUUGGCACCGACGAAACUGUUGCUUGCUUCUGACC